AUGGCUGCCGCCUUCGCGCUGCGGGGUUUGUACCAGGUCCGACCGGCACUGCGCUGUCCGCCCGUCCGGCUGCCGUGGGCGCCACGGCGUGGGCAUCGGCUCACGCCGGCCGAUGACGAGCUGUACCAGCGGACGCGCAUCUCGAUGCUGCAGCGCGAGUCACAGCACAUUACGUACAUCGACAGCUACAGC
Molecule: messenger RNA, 192 nt
Organism: Elephantulus edwardii (Cape elephant shrew)
Lineage: Eukaryota; Metazoa; Chordata; Mammalia; Macroscelidea; Macroscelididae
Product: NADH dehydrogenase [ubiquinone] 1 alpha subcomplex assembly factor 3-like
Exons: 2
Source: RefSeq, a predicted model, not a curated record